CUUCCGCCGGUCAAAGAUAGAUUCAUUUUUAACCCUCCCAGAGAUUGUUUGGUGACGUUGGAUCUUUCCCCUUUAUGGGCGGAUUUUGAAUUUUAUGAAUUAACUGAGGUCAUGAGGCAGAAAGACGACUUAGACUUUGUUAAUGCGUUAAACAAUUUUGCCCAGGGAACUAUGAAUGCUGCAGACAUCAACAUUUUUAAAAGUAGAGAAGUCGCUGAAAAUGAAGUACCUAGUGACGCUAUAAGGUUGUACUAUACGAAUUUGGAUGUUGACAGAUAUAAUGCCAUAAAAAUAGCAGAGUCUAAUGAAACAGAAAUUUUAAGUUUGGCUGAAGAUAAAUUGACAGGCAAUUUGAAAGAAGAACAAAUUUUAAAGAAACUUGAUAUUUGGAAGGCUAAAACUACCAGAGAUUGUGGAGGGUAUCCAUAUUCUAUACAAUUCAAAAAAGGUAUCAAGUACAUGGUAACUGCAAAUCUAGAUGUAUCGGAUGGUAUCGUAAACGGUGCAACUGGAGUUUUGGAAUUUGUUUUUUGUAAUCCACAGUCAAGUAAACCUAUCAUAGUGUAUCUUAAUUUUGACAGUAAGAAAGUUGGCAGAAAAGCUCGACUUAAAUUUCAUGAAUUUACAGAAAAUUUGAAUCUUAACAAAAACUGGACGCCUAUUGAAAGACAAAGAUAUAGUUUGACUAAUCAUUUUCAACGUGACUAUCAAAUUACUCGAAAUCAAUUCCCAUUAGUUCCCUGUGAAGCGCUUACAAUUCAUAAAAGUCAGGGACAAACAUAUUCAAAAGUAUGCGUUGAUUUACGCAAGAAAGGGAACUCGACACGUCAGUUGAUUUAUGUUGCCUUGAGUCGUGUUUCGAAACUAUCUGGCCUUUAUAUAUUAGGAAAUUUUCCGGGAAAUAUGGCCGACAAUCCUACUAUCAGAGCUUGUUUGAAAGAAACGGAAAGAUUGAAGACGUAUAGACAAUUAACUUUAUCUUUUAAUAAUUUAACAACUCACACAGGAUUGGUAAUUGCUUAUCAGAAUUCUAGAUCUUUAAGAGAAAAUUUGAAGUAUAUCAACGCAGAUGCAUGGUAUUCGAGAUGUGACAUAAUUGUAUUUUCUGAAACGGGUAUCCUGACAAACGAUGAAGUAAAUAUACCCAAUUUUAAUAUUGUUUACCGAUCAGAUAGACAAACACUUCCAUUGUUUGUUAAGAGUGGCAUUGCAAAAGGUAUAAUAUGCUAUGCGAAAAUUGGUUUAAUAAUUUCAGUAGAAAGUCAUAAGACGGUUUUUAAAGCCAAUAACCUCAAUAAAUAUGUUGGCCACACCGACUUAGUGAUUCUAAAAUAUAGACAUCUUUCGCUUCUUACAGGCUAUAAAUCACCUAAAAUUAAUUAUAAUGAAUUUAUAUCUGUAUUCAAUUCAAUUCACAACGGUAAUAAUGACCCAACCAUAUUGAUAGGAGAUUUCAAUUUCAAUCUCAACAGUACAUGUGACGAAACAAAAAAAUUUGUUAAAUACCUGAAUAGAAUGAAUCUUUUUGAUAAGUUAGUUUGUAACGAGCCUACAACAGAUCUUGGUUCAAGAUUAGAUAUUGUGUUUUCGAACAUAAGAAAUAUUUCAACUGGUGUAUAUGAGUCUUAUUUUUCUGACCACAAACCAGUCUUUGCAAUAAUUCGUGAAACAGUAUUGGAAUUGGAUUCUGCUGAAUUUCUAGAAAGCGAGUAUUAUGAUAAUUCUUUAUCAAAUUUUGUCAAUGACAACAUCCACAAUGAACUUUUCAAUGACCCUCCAGAAGAACUUUUUAAUGAUGCUAAUAUUUUGAUUGAAAAUUCAAGAACACAGAUACUUGAAAACGAAGAAUGGUCCAACGCUGAACUUUUUAGAAAUUUGAAUGAAGCGUUAUCAGAUAUUUUGGUUACUUCAAUUGAUUUUAAUGUAGAUACAGAAUACCGCAUUUUGUCAUUGCUAGAAAAUUAUUCUGAAUCACUUGAUCUUGCUUGUACGCAUUUGAAAGUUUGCCCAAUUCAGAUUUUUGAUAAUUUUCGAGAUAUCGACAGGAGGGCGAAUGAACAGUAUUGUCAUGAUGAAUUUGUUGAAAUUGAAAUUCCGAGAGAUGGAAAUUGUCAGUUUCAUUCGAUUUCAUAUUCUUUGAUUGGGAAUACUAAUUUGUCAAAUGUUCUUCGAACGUUGGCAUUCAGAAGCGUUUUACAAAAUAAGUCCUAUUUUGAAGGCAGAGAAAAUUUACUUGAAUCAGGAUCAUUUUUUAAACUUCUUUGUAUUUCAUGUGAAGACAGUGCCUGGGGUAAUGCGGACACUUUAUAUGCAUUGAGUAUUAUUUUACAGCGAAGUAUUUUUGUCGUUAUCAAAGGAACCCCAAUUAAUUGUUUGGAAAUUAGACCAGCAGUAGCAUCAUUCACUCCGAUUGUUUUGAUUUACGGAUCAUCCCAUUAUAAUGUACUUCUUCCAAUAGAACUUAAUUCUAAAUAUGAGUUUCCGAAUAUAAGUGUAAUUGAUGUAAGAGAAACGGAACUGUUUUCUUAAUUUUUUACUUGUUCAAAUGGUUUCGAUUUAAAACAUGCCAUUCAAAGCAGCAUAUUAUUUGGUGGAUUAAAAUUGAGUGCAGUUCAUAAAAGUUGUGUUGCGUGCGAUAUUGUGAUAUUGUUAUUACACUGUGCCAUAUCAUUGAGAGCUUUCAAGGUUAAAUUAAAUGCCUGGAGUAUAAGCACAGUCAGUUUAAUUUUAAAUAAAAUUUUUGGUAAGGCGUCAACAUUGAUAAGAAAAGUCACUACAGAUCUCAGUUAAACUUUGGUAUUUGUGUAUCGAACGUAGUGUCGAGAAACAGACAGUUAUGCUGCGAUUCGCUAGAAUGAUAAUGAUGACGAUGAUAAUGAUGAUGAUAAUGAUAAUGUUUAUAGUUGUUGAAUUUCCAGUGGCUUUUUGCCGUCUUUUAACUAAAAUAAAGAGAAGUCUACAUAUAUUUGAGCACUGCGCGGUUUUUACAUUAAAUGUUCCAAAUCUGAAAGGUUUCUCAGUACAAUUGUAGCAGUAAAGGUAUGUGACUUGUUGAAAAUAAGUUCUUUUUAAUCUUUUUGAAAAUAUUACUCGCUACGCUCAAAUAGUUGUAGGGGAAUGAGGUGGGAACAUUAUCAUCAUCAUUAUUAUCAUUACUUUAUUAUUCAAAUUUCAUACCAUACGAUACAUACCAUACAUUUAACCGUACGUUAAACCUCGCAAUUGUUUCGAUCGAAUGUCAAUCCGAAUAAAGCUGACAAGAUAUCACUGCUCAAAGCGAAAUAAAAUGAUCAAUUGCUUUACCUUACACGCUAGGAAAUUUACUGUAAAUUUUUGAGCGGAUCAGGAGACCACUAGGAAAUUUUGUGGAAAACUGUAGAGCGGAUCGGGAGACCGCUAGGAAACUUUGUGGAAAAAUGUAGAGCGGAUCGGGAGACCGCUAGGAAAUUUACUGAAAAUAGUUGAGCGGAUCGGGAGACCACUAGGAAAUUUGCUGAAAAUAGUUGAGCGGAUCGGGAGACCGCUAGAAAAUUUUGUGGAAAACUGUAGAGUGGAUCGGGAGACCGCUAGGAAAUUUACUGAAAAUAGUUGAGCGGAUCGGGAGACCACUAGGAAAUUUGCUGAAAAUUGUUGAGCGGAUCGGGAGACCGCUAGAAAAUUUUGUGGAAAACUGUAGAGUGGAUCGGGAGACCGCUAGGAAAUUUACUGAAAAUAGUUGAGCGGAUCGGGAGACCAUUAGGAAAUUUGCUGAAAAUUGUUGAGCGGAUCGGGAGACCGCUAGGAAAUUUUGUGGAAAACUGAAGAGCGGAUCGGGAGACCGCUAGGAAAUUUACUGAAAAUAGUUGAGCGGAUCGGGAGACCGCUAAAAAAUUUUGUGGUAAACUGUAGAGCGGAUCGGGAGACCGCUAGGAAAUUUACUGAAAAUAGUUGAGCGGAUCUGGAGACCGUUAGGAAAUUUGCUGAAAAUUGUUGAGCGGAUCGGGAGACCGCUAGGAAAUUUGUGGAAAACUUUAGAGCGGAUCGGGAGACCGCUAGGCAAUUUGCUGAAAAUUGUUGAGCGGAUCGGGAGACCGCUAGAAAAUUUUGUGGAAAACUGUAGAGCGGAUCGGGAGACCGCUAGGAAAUUUACUGAAAAUAGUUGAGCGGAUCGGGAGACCAUUAGGAAAUUUGCUGAAAAUUGUUGAGCGGAUCGGGAGACCGCUAGGAAAUUUUGUGGAAAACUGAAGAGCGGAUCGGGAGACCGCUAGGAAAUUUACUGAAAAUAGUUGAGCGGAUCGGGAGACCGCUAAAAAAUUUUGUGGUAAACUGUAGAGCGGAUCGGGAGACCGCUAGGAAAUUUACUGAAAAUAGUUGAGCGGAUCGGGAGACCGCUAGGAAAUUUGCUGAAAAUUGUUGAGCGGAUCGGGAGACCGCUAGGAAAUUUGUGGAAAACUUUAGAGCGGAUCGGGAGACCGCUAGGCAAUUUGCUGAAAAUUGUUGAGCGGAUCGGGAGACCGCUAGGAAAUUUUGUAGAAAACUGUAGAGCGGAUCGGGAGACCGCUAGGAAAUUUACUGCAAAUUUUUGAGCGGAUCACGACACCGCUAAAAAAAUUCCAGUAGUGACCAGCAGCUACGCCAAUAUCCAGGCCAUGUGUUGAAAUUAGACCUCCUGGUAAAGGAGCCCAUAAUAUCAUCGUACAAGUGAAUAAACUGAAAAUGCACAUGUUUGUUUGUAAGUGUGUGUGCUAUGUUCCAUUACUAUUCAGAAUUCGGUACACAUAACGUUGGAAGAACGUCUUAUAAAAUCGUUUUACUACUUAUACUGUAAAUGUUCAGCUGGAAGCAAAUUUUAAGAAUAACUUUAACAAAAACAAUACAAUUCCAAAAAUACGUUAUUCAUGAGUGGUAUUUGAACGUUAUCGCAACUGAUUGCAGAACAGUUUUACUAUAUGAUAGUUUUAACAGUUUUUAACAGUUAGAUACAUAACCUAACAACAUAUUAAAAAUACGAUCAAUUCGGAAUUAACGGUUCAUGCAAUGUAUUUUACAAUUUCUAUAACAGUUAGCUUAAAGUUUUAUCUACGCCUUAUCAAAUCGUUUUGCAAUUGUUUUAAUAUGGUUAAUAUGCAUUGUCUUUUUACAGAUUUUGAAAAAAAAAUCGUUGAAAAAAUAAACCAUUUGAAAAUGUCGUCUGCCGGAAAAUAUGUUCGGGCCCCUAAAUCCAACAGCGAUCCCGAAGAAUACGGCGAAAUGUAUGGCGAGUGGUCGUCAGAUGACAUGGAGUUUGAAGAACGUGAAAUUCCAAUAAACGAGAAACGUGAAUAUAAAAAAAGUGAAAACCAGGAAUACAUCCAGAAGAUAGAAAAACUGCAGAAUACUAUAGAUAAAUUAGUUAAAGAGAUGAACACUUAUCGCUCUCGUGAAGAUGACGAGUCGGUCAGAAGUUCUGCGCUUUCUGAUGAAGAUCUAAGCUGGAACAAUGCGAAGGUCAAUCCAGGUUCAUCAGCAAACUCUGGUAGUAUUCGAUGGGAAAAUAUAAAACCUUUCCCAAACGAUGUUCCGGCAAACGCUAUGUGGGAACAAUGGAACAGGUUUAUCGAUCGGUUUGAGAUCGCUACUUCCUUGGCAAAUGUGACGGACCCUGUCAAGCGCGCUCAGACAUUGUUCCUUUCGAUGGGAGAGAAACUCCAAGGAAUUACCAGGGCUGCGAGACUUCGCCCAAGUCUGACCGAACCAAACUGCUACAACCUAUUUGUCAAAAACAUCGAAAAAUAUCUGCAAUCAAUGGUCGACGUAACGGCGGAACAUGAAAUGUUUUCCAAUCUCCAACAAGGCAUUGAUGAACCAACUAUUGCCUUCCAUGCACGUCUUUUGGAAAAAGUGCGUCUCUGUCGUUAUAGUCAAACGGAUCAGGAUCGAUUCAUUCGAAUGCAACUACUUAAAGGAAUGCGUAACCGUGAGGUGGCAAAGGCGGCGAGAAUUUUUGGCUAUGAGACGACUUUUAUUGUACAGUCUGCGACUCGAGAAGAGGCAUACAUUCCGAAACCGUCACGAGUAGCUGAAUCCAGCAGAGCAUUCGUGGUGUCGCGAGAACGGAAUCGGUUCAGUGGAAAUAAACACCUGCCAAAACGCCGAUAUAAUGAUGCGGGCUGGAAUUACCCGGAAAGGUAUCGACAAGAAAGCGAGAACCAUUUUUCCGGAGAAGGAAAACGUUUUCGCUGCAAUAGGUGUAACCGUUUGUUCCACAAAUCUGGAACUUGUCCGGCAACUAAUGAGGAGUGUCGUACUUGUGGAAAUCCUGGACAUUACGCGGCAACGUGCAGGGAAAGAAAUGCCACGUACAUUCAGAAAAGGCAAAGCUCCAUUAAGGAAAGAUCGGGUGAAAAAGAUAAGCAUAGGUUCAUCGGAGCCAAUUUGUUUCCUACACGCAAAAGAAUUUAGAAAUUAAUUUGUGUGUUCUGUAGAAAAUACUUUACUUCCCUAUAACUCAUUAAUUUCACGUAAAAUCAAAGUGAACGCACACACCCAUAUUUUUAUUUUUUUUAAAGCGUGCGCUCACGCACACAAAUAAACAUUCGAUCCUUUCGUGGAAUAAAAUCAUUCAGUGCUAAAAAUUUUAUUUGUCGCCGUUCUUUCUUCCGCGACAGCAAGUGCUGUUCGUCUCCGGAUUGAAGAAAUCAUUCAAAGCGGGACUCAAAGUGAAACAGCAGAAGCACGAAUAUUUCCACCGUGGGAAUUCCUGUGUUUCCUGCCUUCCGUAUUAAACAUCCAGAGGACCAUUCGACGAAUGGAGAAUCACACCACUCGAAUCAAUCGACAGGUGCCAUCUCGGCUGAGCUGGAAACCUAGUUCAGUAGCAACAGCUGCUGUUUCAGCAGAAGUUGAAAAUUCAUCAGUGUCACUUCUCUGCAAUACACUCAGCAGCAGCAACCACAAAAGCAAAAAAAAAGAUACAUCCGCAACAAUGGAAUACGCAGCCAAAUUACCCUCGUCUUACCACAGUCAGCUAGAGAUAGUUCCGGAAGGAGAGAUAUCACAGCUGUCCGGCAGGAAUCGGCUUCCGUCGCUGUCCGCAGGUUGAACAAAUUAUCACCAUCCCCGUUCCUAGAUUCAAUAUUCAGUAUAUGACAAGUGGCAAUGUUGCUGAAAAUCUGCUGCGAUAAAACGAUGGCUACGACACCUAUUAGACGGAGUCCAACCUUUGAUUCCAUCGGAAAAUAUAGCAAGGUCGAAGACUGGAUUCGAGGAAGGUAUGAUGCUUAAGUUGCUUAUCUGCUAAACCAUUCGUCGUCCUGAGUAGCAACGGAUACUUCGGUACUCAAGUUUUCGUACAUCAUAAUCUACAUCGUUCGUACUAUGUGUUGUGGAUAAGCCUGUCAUCGAACACGUCAUCGACAAGCUGUUCAAUCUCACUGAAAGUCGGCGAGGGUGUCAGCUGUCUUGAAUCGCUACGUGUUGCCUGUGUCCGAUGAUGACCAAAUCGCUGGCAGCUUCCAUUUAUUUCAUUUCGAGUUGACGCUGAAAGUUGUCUACAUUCUAUUCCGGUGAAAUAGAUUCAAAAAGAAAAGUGUCAGUGCGUGGAAAGUCGAUUGUUGGUGCCUUAACGAUUGUUGCUGCGUAUAAGGUUUAUGUACAACAUGAACACUUUACGUGGUUAUUUGAAAAAGUCAGUAUCUGAAGCCAAGCCGUCUUUUGAAAAAAUCGACGACAAUAAAACUCAGAUUGGGCUGGAAAACGAUCAAAAGAAACAGGAUGUAAACAAACGUAAGAAACGUCGUAGUUGAGCUGCCUAUAGCUCUCUGGAUGACAGCAAAACAUUAAACCAAGAUUCGAAAACAACGGAUUGCAUUAUAUAUCUAAAAUUUAUAUGAUUUGAAGUAAUAGGCAUCUCUUAAAAAAAUUAUAGUUCUUGGGUACAUUUUGAACUAUACACCACUGUACAAGCUAUAAGACAGAAAUAGCUCAGAUCCCCACUCACAAUUCAACAAAAUAAUUUCCGCGUUUAAUGAUAAAAUAUGCUAAUAAUUGAAAUUCAUAUCUCGUGGAUGUAGUUGUGUGCUUAUUUGUAUGGAGUUUGUGUUGCGAACCAUAAAAAACAACGUUGAUUUAGAAUUAAAAUCUUGAAUUCACAAUUAUGAAUGCAAUUUCAAAUUUUCGAUUCUUAAUGUACAUAUUUACAAACUAAGAUUUACACUCAUAAUUAUAUUUUGUCUUCCACAUUUGUGAAAUAUUUAAAUAUCAUUUUCAAAAUACAAACUUUAACUACUUGGUAGAACGGUCGCUGCUAUAAAAUAUAUUUUCUGAUUUAUUUUGAAUAAAUUAUCCUUCCGAAUUUUGGUUUUCUUGAUCACACUGUAAUACAUAACAGCAUAUAGGUACACGCUCAUUUUUAUUUAACCAUAUAUGGUUAUACCAAUUUUCUGGUUUUUUCUCAAAAACUAUCAAUAUUGUUUUUUUAAAGAUUAUUUCUUUGCGAAAUUUUAACCAUUUUGGCAGUUCUCGUGUAUUAACCACAAAAUGGUUGAAACAUUUCUUCGCCAUUUUGGAUUUAACCGUGGAGCAAACCGAACGCGUUUAUUAAAAUUUGUAUUUUUUUCGCACGAAUAAAAUGUUUCAUAGUAGUAUAGUAAAUCUGUUCCUGCGAUUCGGAUGAAGCUGGGGCUGGUCGGUCGGCGUCUCUGCUGGAAUUGCGGUCGAUAUCGCUGUCUCAGGAAACUCCCGGUUCAUUCAGUACUAGAAGCAAAAAACUUGGAUUGCCUGUCAAAAUUAUUUUGCCAAUUUUUUGGUAAAUUUUGGCUAUAUCCGUCGGUGAAAAUCAGUCAAAAAUGGGAAAUAAGCCACUCCGAAAAGCUCCGGUCGGAAGAAAUCAGCAUCAUGGGAAUGGCACAGCAAAUGGUCCACAUCAAGCGGGAAGUGAACAAAACUGCCUGUAAGUCGCUGUCCGUGAAUCGGAAAACAGAACUCUGAUCAAUCAUGGUCGGCUGAUUCUGGGUUCCGGCACCGGGGCAAGUAUAUCGCUCAGAAGGGAUAAUGCACAUGUUAUCCAAGCUGGGAUUGUCGUCAACAUCGUCAACAGCAUAAUGAAAGAGGAACAGGAACAAGCUAAAGUUCGCAAGUUAGUCGAACUACAACAAAUAACUUUAUUGGUGACGCCAUCUGUUCCGCCUAUGCCUUCUGCAGAAAUGUUAGCUAGCGGUGGCUCCAGUCCAUCGCAUGAAGUUCAGGAAUUUUUAUCGCUCAAAGAAAACGACUGUCUUAAUGAGCACUAUGAUUCCGACAAUAUCCUUUUGGAAGAUACCGAUGAGAUUGCUGGUGAUGAUGACGAGUUGAAUGAUCUGGAAAACGAAAUCAUCGACGACGAAGAAACACGGUAAAAUUUCAAAAACAUAGACGACGAUGACAAUGAAUCUCCUAGCAGUAGAACCAUUGAAUGGCCGAAGGUUCCCGGAGUGCCGCUUCCUCCGUUGAAAGAUCUUCCACAGCCUUCCAUGCUUCCCAGCAUUGCUGUUGUACAAUCGAACAAACAGAUGGACGAACUAACUCAAAAAAUGGAUCGGCUGUUAGACGUAGCAGAAUUCCUCGACAAAUAACUGAACUGCGUUCGCAAGUGUCCGAUCUACAAAAAAUACGUACAGAUAAUUCGAAGUUACUCAAUGAUACUCUACGGGAGAUCGAAUCCAACAUUAUCGAGCAGACCAGUUCGGAGAAGCGCACUUUGUCCGAUAUUCAUAGUGAGAAAAUCGGAACUAUGUACAGCAAACAUUUCAGCAGCUUAAACUUUACUAUCAUGAAUUCACUAGAACCGAGAUUGACGCUCCAGAUUGUCAACCGAAUCGGGAGCAGUUGCAGCAAAAAUUCGAUUGUGCCCUCCAAGAGGGUGUACAAAAACUAUGCGUAAUCAGGUAACUAUUGAUGCUAUCGGUAAUUCCGUCUAUAAGAGUGUUCGAAAAGCAAUGGAAACAUCAUUUCAUGAAGCGUUACGAAACAUCAUUUUACCGAAUUAUGAGUGAUGCUCACAAGAACUGUUUUGGCAGCUCAAUAAAGAAUUUUCAGCAGGGUUAAAAGAAUACCUCGAUAAAACGGAAACGUAUUUAUCAUGCAGAAAACUGAACGAAGAGUUUGAAGCCGCGCUAAAAAAAACCGUUCAAUAAACUGGGCAGAACUUAACUGUCAAUGAUCUAUUCCAACCCGCCAAUGUUGCAGCCUAGCGUAAAGAUCUAAGCAAUGAUUCGAAUGAUUUCCAAGGCAAUUAGCUUAAAAUGAUUUGGGAAAACGUAAGGGCGGAAAUCGAUAAGGGUUUGGAGGCCCAAGCCUCUUCUCUAGAGGACUCAGUAUUGUCAGCGGUGCGGUCGCAAGCACAAACUCCAGCGCCCGCUUUUUUGGGUCAUCCCGAACACAUCCGGCAACUGCUAGCCACAGGGCGCAUAAACGAUGCAUUCGUUAUAGCUCUUCAGUCCAACGAUUUGAAACUAUAGUGUGAUUCACAAUAAAGCACGCCAAUUACAAACAGGUGUUCAAUCCAUGUGCUCUAGAACAACGGAUACUGCUGUCACUGAUUCAGCAGAUUGCAGCCGACAUGUCCAAUAUUAACGACCUUAAGCACAGGUUUCUCUCUGACGCCAUCGUUAAUCUGACCUUCUUCGACCACAUUAUGAAUGAACACAUUCAUAAGGUCCUGCAGGAGGUAGCUCGUAACAUACAGGCAUUUUUGUCAAUGAAUCCCGAACACGUACUUGCUACCAGACUUAAGUUAUUAAUGAUUGCCAUCCAAGGCUGUAAAUAUGCCUGAUCUUUGUGGAGGCAACACCAGUAAAAGGUUCGCGAGGACCUGGUAAUGUUGAGCCGGCAGUUUGAAGAAAAAUAAAUAAGCUGCUUUUAAACCCGCAUCUUUUUUCUUUUUCCAGUUGAAAACAUCCCAAUUCUAGUAUUUUAAAGAAAAAAAAUUACCUGUUUUCCUUCCAUUCUGCGAUAUGGUUUAAAAUAAACCGUUUUUUCAACUUCUCCGCAAUAAUUUCUUGCGGUUAAAAAGUAACCAUAUUUCCACUUCUCAAAAGAAGUCAAAAAAUGAUUUCUAUGGAAGCAGUCAAAAAAUCCCUUAACGCGGAAGGGUGUGAAAAUGGUUACUUUUUAACGAUAAUUGGUUAAAGAAUUUCGAGCGUGUUGGCGUUGUGUUGACUGGCUUCAGGCUGGCAGCCUCCAUUUAUUUCAUUUCGAAUUGGCGCUGAAAGUUGUCUACAUUCUAUUCCUGUAAAAAACGGUGAAAUAGAUUCAAAAAGAAAAGUGUCAGUGCGUGAAAAGUCGAUUGUUGGUGCCUUAACGAUUGUUGCUGCGUAUAAGGUGUAUGUACAACAUGAACACUCUACGCGGUUAUUUGAAAAAGGCAGUAUCUGAAGCUGAGCCGUCUUUUGUAAAAAUAGACGACAAUAAAACUCAGACUGGGCCAGAAAACGGUCAAAAGAAACAGGAUGUAAAUAAACGUAAGAAACGGCGUAGUCGAGCUGCCAAUAGCUCUCUGGAUGACAGCAAAACAUUAAAUCAAGAUUUGAAAACAACAAAAACACCUAAAAAGAAAAAAAGAAAUGUUUCAAUUGAUUCGAUCCCGGAUGAGUUUUGGGAAAUAACUUUUACGCAAGAACAAACACAAUGAAUAUCGUUCUUAUCAAUUAAAAUUCGCUUAAUUUUAAUCAAAAUCAAUGUACCCGAACGACCCGGGUGGUUAAAAGGUCUCUUAUAAAUAAUAAUAAUAAUGUUAAGAGUAAAGAUGCGAGUUGAGAAUAAAUUAUAAUAAAAAUGACAAUGAUUAUACAAAUCAAUAUUUUUACCCCACUUUUAAAGAAAAUAUUCCAAUUAAAAAUUCGUAUUCAUAUUCAGACAACAAUGUACACACGAAGGCUCUACAUUACGGCUUUUCGAUCCAUUGCUUCCUAAAUAUGCAAAUUUAAGGCGAGAAUUCGUGCAGGCGUUUGUUUGUUAUAAAAUAAUCGUUUAUUUAUUUUU
Uranotaenia lowii is the source of this 11976-nucleotide messenger RNA. RefSeq lists its product as uncharacterized. The transcript is spliced from 11 exons. Lineage: Eukaryota; Metazoa; Arthropoda; Insecta; Diptera; Culicidae. The coding region runs from base 112 to 2529 and encodes 805 amino acids. Gene Ontology annotation, molecular function: nucleic acid binding; zinc ion binding. The record is from RefSeq and is a predicted model, not a curated record.